Messenger RNA from Hippoglossus stenolepis (Pacific halibut), 1009 nucleotides. RefSeq lists its product as uncharacterized. The record is from RefSeq and is a predicted model, not a curated record. Lineage: Eukaryota; Metazoa; Chordata; Actinopteri; Pleuronectiformes; Pleuronectidae. The transcript is spliced from 4 exons. Bases 370 to 963 code for a protein of 197 amino acids.
UCCUCUUCAGGCACAACGGAGGUAAAAUAAGAUUAUAUUGAAAUGAUCUAUUAUCAGCUUGUGUGUGUAGCUUCAUUUUUAAAACAAAUUAAGAAAAGCUUUUUUCAUGAUUAGUUUGUAUUUUCUUUCUUUGGUGCAGGGAUCUUGAGACGAAAAAACGAUCAGAUGUGUUUAAAGAUGUAAAUGACUAACUACAUGUUGUAUAACUGUCAUAUAUAAACAUUCAGAAAUAAACAAAUGUUGGGUCGGAUGAAGUUGUCAAACUGUGGUCGCAGGAGAAGUUUUCUAACAUCAGCUGAUGAUUGGAUUGGUCAGGACAGAUGUUAACAGCAGGUCUGAACAUGGUGUUGAUCGGUGUGUCGGACUGAGAUGCUAAAUGAAAGUCUCUGGCAGCAGAUGCGUGGCUUGUUCACGACUCAGAGUCAGAACUGCUACCGGGAGCAGAUUCAGAAGGAGAUGUUGACUCGUUUGUCCUGGACGAGCCGCUACGCCACCAACUACCCGACCUGCUGCAAACUCGACACCAAGCCCAGCACGGAGGCCCCACAGCUGCCUGCAGCGCCUGCCCGGCCCCGGGCUGCCCUGCCUCCUGUUCCCAGCGCACCCAAGAAGAGGCAGAGCGACCUUCGUCCUCAUCCUCCUCCUCCUCCUCCUGUGGACGGUCGGCUCAGUGUGGCUCCCACCAUGAGGCCGGUUUCUCCACGGACCUCAAAGGCUCUUUAUCAGGACUCCUCUCAUAACGGGAAAGGUCGGCGCCUGUACCUGCAGAGACGAGGCCUGAUCCGACCUGAGGAGAAGUUUGAGUUUCCUCUGCUCUCGUCCUGGGAGUACGGAUGGAGGCUGGGUGACUACACGCUGGAUUACAGGACUCCCUGCAGAGCCAGGUCGUCGGUGGUGAGGAACACCUUCUUCACCAGGAACGGUGUGUUCAGCAGCCCGUCAGCCACCGACACGCUGGGCUGAGCCUCCGCCACUAGAGGUCGCUGCUCAGUCCCAGUUCACAGCGGCU